Messenger RNA from Pseudovirgaria hyperparasitica, 1919 nucleotides. RefSeq lists its product as uncharacterized. Gene Ontology annotation, molecular function: monoatomic cation transmembrane transporter activity. The transcript is spliced from 4 exons. Gene Ontology annotation, biological process: transmembrane transport; monoatomic cation transport. The coding region runs from base 354 to 1724 and encodes 456 amino acids. Gene Ontology annotation, cellular component: membrane. The record is from RefSeq and is a predicted model, not a curated record. NCBI's taxonomy places the organism in Eukaryota, Fungi, Ascomycota, Dothideomycetes, Acrospermales, Acrospermaceae.
GAUAAUCUUAUACUUUAUUGUUCACGUCCCACUCAACUCACACCAGUCGCACAUAUCCAUUUGACGCCAUGCAACUCGCUACUAUGAUUGAAGAACUUUGCGCCGCAGAAUUCUCCGGAAGCGCCGUGCAUCGUCCACCUGUACACGCGGUCGGAGAUCACCUCAGUAAGGCAAAUGAAUGAUGUCAGCGGCCUCGUAGCGAGCCCCAAGGUACUAAAUAGAACUGACACACGUCACUGGUCUCUCUCUCGUUCCUUGGCUGUCCGCAAUCAGUGAUUCUUCGUGAAAAUCUUCGCGAUUCCAGGCAAUCAGGACUACAACUGUGUUUCCCGGUUCCAUUGUUUCACGUAGCCAUGGUGUCAGGGCGACGGCUCAAUUAUGGAACUACAAAUGGAACCUCGAACCGGAAGAACAUUGCUCCAAAACACGCGGAUCUUGAGAGUGGGAGGAAUCUGAGGCUGGCAAAGUUCAAAUUUAGAGAUGCAGUCUUUCGGGCCGUGGAGGGAGACCGUGUGCAUGAGUUCAAGAAGAAAUUGAAAGAAGAGAUUGAUGGACACGCGCUGGAGAAGUUCCGCAGAAGCCAAAACGACUUGAAGAAAAUCAGUAAUAAACAAGUUCGGAAGUUCUAUGAAGACCAGAACCAGCGACUCAAUGAUUGGCUCGAGGUUGAUGCAUUGGUCAUGUCAAUGGCUGACGACGUGCUUGAUUCCAUGAACCCGGCUGACCUCGAUCACGAUGGCUUCGCUGAAACAGGCGGCGCUCUGCAACGUGAGCACGAAAGCGUCGAGCACCUCUUGCCCCAAGAAGAGCGAGAAAGGAGAAUCAAGAGUGAGAGGAAAGCAAAAUGGGCGAUAAAUAUCAAUGUCAUUGCCAAUGUUCUGCUACUCGGCGCGAAGAUCAUUGCAGCCUUCUAUUCAUCAUCACUUUCGCUCAUCGCUUCCUUGGUUGAUUCGGCGCUCGACUUGCUUUGUACACUGAUUGUCUGGUCAACGAACAAGUUGGUCAACUGGAGACUGCAGCGCUUAAAGGCCAAGUUUCCCGUUGGGCGACGUCGUCUAGAGCCGUUGGGCAUUCUUGUUUUCUCAAUCCUCAUGAUUGUCUCGUUCCUGCAAAUCCUUCAAGAGUCUGUACAAAAGCUACUCCCAGGUGGUGAAAAGUCAGCUGUAGCACUUCCUGCAAUUGCAAUAGGGGCCAUGGCAAGUACUAUUGGCAUUAAAGGUAUUAUCUGGUUCGGCUGCAUGCCUAUCAAGACCACACAAGUUCAGGCUCUUGCACAAGACUGCAAGACUGAUGUCAUUUUCAAUACCCUUUCACUCUUGUUUCCAAUCAUUGGAAGCAAAACCGAUACCUGGUGGCUUGAUCCAGUUGGCGCUGCUCUGCUAUCACUCUUCAUCAUCUACGACUGGUCCGAAACGUGCAUAGCGAAUGUCACAAGAUUGACGGGUGCAGCCGCGGAUGAUAAUCUACUUCGAAAGAUCACGUACCUUGCAUAUCGGUUUUCCCCGCUUGUCGGCGCGUAUAAGAGUAUCAAAGCCUACCACGCAGGGGAUGGUGUGUGGGUUGAGGUUGACUUGCUAGUGGAUGGUGAGAGUCCACUGAACAGAGCUCACGACAUUGCUGAAACGCUGCAAUACUGUCUCGAAGGUCUAACUGAAGUUGAUCGCGCCUUUGUCACUGUUGAUUACACAUCACAGGGUCCUACAGGGCACAACUCUGAGCAAUAACGAGACUGGGCGUAGGAAUGUCCAAAGCCUUUGCUACAGAAGUGUGCAUGAAUAUACACAUUUGAUAGAAAAUCAGCCCAAUCAAUUACUUGCAGCCGUUACUUUGGCCAUUCUGCUAUCAUGAGCGUGCCGAAGUCGAUGAGUUGCCAGCGACAAGCUGUCACUGCGCUGCCUAGGAUUUCUGUGAGAUCGGCG